AUGUUUGAUAGCAGGCUUGAAGUUUAUACUGGCGUGGGACCUUACAGGCUAGGAUUUUCCCCGACUUUGUUUGGACUUGGAAUUCUAAGAAAGAAGUUUUGGGAGGAAGGCUCUUUUGCAAUGGAAAAUGAAGAAGAAUUGAGGAAGGCUCAGACCAUAGAGGCCCGGGCAAGGAACAUUAGUCAUAAUGUCCGGUGCACUGAAUGUGGGAGCCAGUCCAUUGAAGAUUCACAGGCAGAUAUUGCCAUUCUUCUCAGAAAGUUGAUUCGAGAUGAGAUUCGAUCUGGUAAAACUGAUAAGGAGAUUUAUAAAAAGCUAGAGGAUGACUUUGGGGAGACAGUACUGUAUGCCCCAAAAUUUGAUCUGCAAACUGCUGCUAUAUGGUUAUCACCGUUCCUUGUUGCUGGGGCAGCUGCUGGUGUAUGGGCUUACCAGAGGCACAGGCAGAAGACUAAUGUGCACAUCAUGGCACUGAACCUUGUGAGAGGUGUUCCUUUAACCCCCAAGGAGAAGCAGACCAUGCUCGACCUCCUUACACCACCACCACCUCCAAAGAGAAGGUGGUGGGGUUGAUGAAAUGCAUUUUUGCAUGCGUAUAUUUACUUUAAAAACUUCAGAUAACCCAUAUAUUCCUUCAAGCAGUGUUUUGUAUUGUAACUGAACUAGCUACUAGCUACUAUUAUCUACUGGUAUAGUGGGUAACACCCACAACCUGAUUGAUGCCAAAUGAAUUUUAACACACUGAACAAGGUCAUGGAGAAUGGAUGGAGAGUGUUGUACUUUGAAUUGAUCUUUUCCUGUGGA
This is a messenger RNA of Elaeis guineensis (African oil palm), 804 nucleotides long. RefSeq names its product cytochrome c-type biogenesis CcmH-like mitochondrial protein. NCBI's taxonomy places the organism in Eukaryota, Viridiplantae, Streptophyta, Magnoliopsida, Arecales, Arecaceae. The record is from RefSeq and is a predicted model, not a curated record.